Limulus polyphemus (Atlantic horseshoe crab) is the source of this 1903-nucleotide messenger RNA. RefSeq names its product ran-binding protein 3-like. Lineage: Eukaryota; Metazoa; Arthropoda; Merostomata; Xiphosura; Limulidae. The transcript is spliced from 9 exons. Bases 1 to 1317 code for a protein of 438 amino acids. Gene Ontology annotation, biological process: protein export from nucleus. Gene Ontology annotation, cellular component: nuclear pore; cytoplasm. The record is from RefSeq and is a predicted model, not a curated record. Gene Ontology annotation, molecular function: GTPase activator activity.
AUGUACGUUAAAUCUCAGUGUGGUUUAAAUCAUAGUUCAGUUAGUGAUCCUGGUAUGACAAGGAUUUAUAGAUAUGACACUUAUUCAUGGUUUUUCAGCAUCUCAGACUUAUUCACAUACGUUUUGGACACUUGUUCACAAGAAUACUUAUCCCCACUUAUUGCCUGUGAAGAUGUUUUUGCAAUAAUUGGAUCCUAUGCUAAAGCCUGCAGUAUCUCAGUGGUAUUCAGCAUUGUUGAUUCCCCUAAUUUGACAUUUGCAAGCCAUAAACAAGAAGAUAAAGAAAACAAAGGUAUUUCCGACAACUUGGAACAGUUUGGAGAUAGUGACUCGGCACACUUGAGUAGUAACAGUAACAAUGGAACAAAGAAACAAGUGACAUCUUCCAUUUCCAGGUCCCCUGAGUCUCUGAGGUCAAGUGAUGACUCUCCAUUUAAAUCCUUGUUUAAAUCAGACUGUAGUAAAUCACCAGUGUCUUCAGAAUCAAAAGCUGCCACAGCACCUACGAACUUUGUGUUUGGACAAAACCUUCAUGAAAGAGUGGUGACUUAUGAAGAUCCAGGAAGUGAUUCCUCAUCAAGUAUUUCCAAUCAACUAACAUUUCAGGCUUUUCAGAAGAGCUCCUCAGAAGAUGAUGAGUGUUCAGGGAAAUCAGUCAAGAGUCUGACAGAAUCAGCAAAAGAAUAUCAAGCUAAACAAAUUAAAAGAAAAUAUGAAGAGGUUACUGUGGUAACAGGAGAAGAAGAAGAAUCUAAUGUUUUACAGAUCACCUGUAAGCUUUUUUCGUUUGAAAAAAACAAUGGUACAUGGGUAGAAAAAGGCCGUGGAAUGCUGAGGUUGAAUGAUCGGGAGGUAGAUGGUGUGCUGCAGUCACGACUGGUCAUGAGAACUCAGGGUAGCCUACGACUAGUUCUCAACACCAAGGUGUGGGCAGGUAUGUCCUUGGAACAAGCUAGCCAUAAAACUGUUCGUAUCAGUGCGAUUGACACGGACGGAGUGAAAGUUUACCUCAUAAUGGCAAACCCUAAAGAUUCAGAACAAUUGUUCAGUGCUCUGGAAUGUCGAGUGGCUACUCUAAAGUCACUUGAUGAUAACUGGAGUGAUAGUAACCUAGCAACGCAAGCAUCAGUAGGUUCUUUUGAUGAUGAUGAUACUACCACAUCAGACUGUGAGUCAGAAGUGAAGAGGCCUCGUCGCAUGGAAGAUAUUCAAUCAGGAGAAGCUGACAGCACUACAGGAGUGGCUCCACAGCUCCGCCUACACCACACACCCCCACCAGAAACUGGCAUUGACUCUAGCAGCAAUGCAAGCCAGUAAAGGACUAUCCCUAAUAAAUUUAUGUACAAAAUCUAACAUUCAGUCUUAACUAUACUACACUUGGCUUGUCAUGGUUUUACUACUGACCUCUGAUAAGUUGUCUUUAUGUUUCGAGUUUUUGGCCAAUUUGCAUAGCUUUUUUUUUUUCCUGACAAACAAAAAUCAUAGAAGAAAACAUGAUAAACAACAAUCUAAUAAGUUAUGUAGAAAAUAAAAAUCAUACAAGAGGACAAGUCUUGUUUUUUGAAAAAGAAGCUUGCAUACAAAUAGAAAAAAAAAGUAUUAUCAUAAAAGGUUUUUUUCCUUCCUUACCCACAUUAUAAGCCUGAAAGAAUAUAUCAGUUAAAUAGGCUUUUAUCAGGUUAUUCUGACAAUUCAUUAUCUUUUUUAAGUAGACAGCAAGUCAGUGAAUAUUUCCUGCUUUGUUUGAUAAUUUUAAUAUUUGUCCAAAUGUGGAAGUUUUGUAAAAUAUGAAAGACACGACAAAUUUGGAACUAUGUGGUGUUCUUUAUUCUAAAUAGCAACUUUGUUGCCUUGUGUAUACAUAACCAGAAAUCAUUGUGAAUAAAAACUUGUAGCAACAUUA